Molecule: messenger RNA, 1260 nt
Organism: Kalmanozyma brasiliensis GHG001
Lineage: Eukaryota; Fungi; Basidiomycota; Ustilaginomycetes; Ustilaginales
Exons: 1
Coding region: 1-1260 (419 amino acids)
Source: RefSeq, a predicted model, not a curated record
AUGGGUCAAGGUAACAGCAGAGGGAGCGUCUUCGCCGAAGGCCUACCCAUCGUCGCUCCGCCCCGGGGUCAGCUGGGUGCGAUACCAAACUACACCGACCAGCACCAAGCCCGAACAUGGGUCUUCAGCUCGUCUCGGCCUGCCAAGCUGACCACAAAGGACGAGGAGGCAGCUGCUGCGGCAACAGCGAGCUCUGCAAUUGCUCAUCAAGAGGGCUACUCUGACACGGACAAUGAAGAUAAUCUCGAGAAGCCCAGUGCUACACCGGGCACCAACAGCAGCAGCAAUGCGUUCGGCGGCGCGAAGCCGAAACACCGCUUCGAGCCACGUAAGUACUUUGUCUCCGACCCUGCCAACGGUACCGUCGCCUUCACCUUGCGCCGGCGCUUGCACAAGGGCAUCAUCGAAGACAUCGUCGUCGCCGAUGCAGAAGGACGACCGCUGUAUCGCGCGAUCAGCAAGCACGGGUGGAAAUCUUCUUUUGGCACCUUCCACGCCUACGCAUACAACGAGGAGGCACAAGCGGCAGAUGAGCAUGCGGAGGACCAGGAAAAGAAGCAGGACAGAGACUACCUCGUGGGACUGGCGCAGGACGAGGCGGACGAGACCCUAGGUGUUCGGGCGAGCUUUACCAUCACCGUUAGGUACCGAACGCGGAUCAAGCUCAACAUUGCAGCAAGUACGAUUGCCGAUGGCGGCGCUUCAGCCAAGCUCGUCGAAGACGCGAAGAACAGCUUGUCUGGCGAGCCUCUGGAUCGGGUGCAUAUGCAGAUGCGUGUGCAGCGAAGCCACGGCGCACUGAUCAUGCAGCAGGACGGCGAGCGAGUCAUGACCAAGAAGGAGCGCGAGAAGGCAUCCAAACAGGAUUCGCUCCGCGCACAUCAAGUGAAUAGCAACAGCGCUGGCGCGCUACCUCACGACGACGACGAAGAGUCAAGCGAGGGCAAGAAAAAGCAUUUCUGGAGCAAGAGGAGCAGCAAAGACAGCGAGGACGAAGAAGAGGAAGAUGACGAAGACACCCAGGUGCAAGCGCUCGGUGGUCAGUCGCUGCUCAAGCUUGGGACCGUCGAGUCGCGCAAAGAAACGGGCUUCUUCAAGCGGACCUUCUUUCCAAGCUGGGACGUCACCGUUGCGCCACGCAUCGACCCGACAAUGAUCGCAACCUCUAUGGUCGUCGCUGAGAUCGUCGCUGAGCAGGCGGCUGCGGCUAGCGGCGCAGCGGGGACGGCAGGUGGCACCGCUGCUGUUGUGUCGGUGUGA